CUAAUUACUUACAUAAAGGUAGCGUUUGCUAUUCGGUCUCUUUCGUCAUCGUAUUUUCAUUAAAUACGAUUGGAUUGGAAAAUAUACAAUAGAAUAGGAAAAAUAUUUAUUCGUUACACAGUGAACAGUGAAGCAAAAUAUUCGUAUUAUUGAGCCAGUAUAGUAUUAUUCAAUAAUACCACGAGCAAACAGUACAAUUCACCUCAACUCAAAGUUAGAAAUUAAGGCUUACUAGAAUAACCAAUUAGAGUUGAGAAGAAAUUACUAAAUCAAACUGGAUAUUUGAUGAACUUAUCAUGGUGAAAUCACUCUUUACAACAGCAUUAAAUAAUAUUCCUUCGAGAGGAUCCUUAAUCGUGGAAUGGGCCAGACUCGAAUCUAUGAGGGACUCAAUGAAUAGUGACGUUUUAAAAAUACUAAUUGACAAAAAAGAAGUGGACAUCAAUGCAGCUGAUCAAUAUGGUGAUAAUGCACUAAUAUAUACUGUACGUGAUAAUGCAAUAAAUUGUGCGAAGUUAUUGCUUGAUCAUGGUGCUAAUGUAAAUGCUGUUAACAACAAUGGUAAGACUGCACUGAUGUAUGCAGCAUCAGUAAAUGAUUCAGUUGAAUGUGUCAAUCUACUCAUUGCACAUGGUGCUAAUAUCGAUGCUAAGGAUAAUGACGGGACGACAGCUUUAAUUCUAGCGAAACCUGAAUGUAUGUGCAUCUUGGUUGACAAGGGAGCAAAUGUGAACACAGCAAAUAAAACAGGACUCACUGCACUCAUGCGGGCUACAAGAUUCAGCAAUACAGCACCCAUGGAAGCGUUAUUAGACCAUGGUGCUGACGUGAACGCUUGUAUCAAUCCUGGAAUGAACACCUUAUAUUACCCUGUAUGCCAAGAAAAUUCUGAUUCAGUACUGUUGCUUAGCCAUGGAAUGAACGCUCUCUUCUUCGCUGUAUGUCAUGACAAACCAGACUUAGUACGUUUGCUUAUCAAGAAAGGUGCCGAUGUCAAUACUUCUGGUCCGUAUAAAGAAACGGUGUUGAUGCGUUCUGUAUGUAGUCUAGAUCCAGCUUGUCUCGUACUGUUGUUAGCAAAUGGUGCAGAUAUCAAUAGGGUUAACCACGAAGGGAAAAAUGCUAUGUCAAUUGCAUUUGAAUAUAGUAUAUAUUUUGGAAUAGAAACAUACAGAGCCAUCUGCAUCCUUGCUUUGUAUGGAGCCCCAUUUGAUGCUAAACAGUUACUUUCUUUUAAGAAGCUCACGUGCAAGAGCAGAUAUUCAAAACUAGGGGUGAUGUUAGAAGACUUCAAACUACUGGACCUUCAGCAACAAGUGAGACUCCGUAUGUAUCAACACACCACACGCGUCUGCCGGGACACAUACUCUGAAACAAUUGAUGCUCUCAUUAAAGGAGGUAAACUCCCAGAGAGAUUUAGGUCGUUUAUGCUGUUUGAAGAUGACAUUAAAGAUAUAUCAAUUUUGAGUAGAGUAUGUUGAGAUAGCCGAUGAGACAUUUCAGGGGUAGGAACCACGCCCCGCCAUAAACCAUCAUACCAGGAGCAAAGCUCUGAUGAUAACACAUUCAUUUGUUUUUUACAAGUACAUUAAUUAUGUUCUUUAAUUUGUUAUACUUUAUUCAUGGUUAUAUGUUAACUUUAUGAGACAUUCACACAUAUUAGGCAAAAUAUAUAUAAUUCCAGCCAUUCAGAACAUACAUGUUGUAUUUAAAAUGAUAUACGGGCAAAUUUACGAUAAUUGAUAUUUUUUGAAAUCCAUGAAUUCUGCUAUUCUACCACAUCCUGCGCCAAGUGUAUUGAUAUAAACGACAUUAUAUGUGUGCUAUCGUGAUGUCAACACAACUGUUUACCAUGACCAUACGAAACAUAUUUAACAUAUUGCAUAUUAUUUCUUAAAAACAGCUUUAAUGGUGAUUUUUUGACAAAUAUUAAAUUUUGCUAUGGAAAUUUGGACAACAUAACAAAAAUAUGCAUCAAAUCAAUGUUUUUCUCUUAAACCAAUUAUUGAAAACAUUCUGUAAAAAACACGGUCCUUUAUGUAAUGUUGACUGAUUGACAACAAUUUAAUGCGA
This is a messenger RNA of Owenia fusiformis, 2073 nucleotides long. Lineage: Eukaryota; Metazoa; Annelida; Polychaeta; Sabellida; Oweniidae. The record is from the annotation of a GenBank genome assembly.